Molecule: messenger RNA, 1953 nt
Organism: Pyricularia pennisetigena
Lineage: Eukaryota; Fungi; Ascomycota; Sordariomycetes; Magnaporthales; Pyriculariaceae
Exons: 1
Coding region: 1-1953 (650 amino acids)
Source: RefSeq, a predicted model, not a curated record
AUGUCUUUCAACAGAGACAGAGACCGCGAAAGGGACAGAGAAAGAGAUAAAGAAAGAGCCUAUCGAGAUUACAGGCAACUGAACAGUCGCGAUGACCGACGAGAUCGUGAUGCGAAUGACCAUCGGGACCAUGAAUCAGGACAUGAACAAGAGCGAUCUGCCCCUUUUUUGUCCUCAACUCGCACAUUGUUCGACUCUACCUUGACACUGUCUACCCCCAGCUCGGUAACCAGUGAGAGCGACACACCGCCGUGCAAGAAGGUUGCAGAUGUUAUGCGCAAUAUUCUGCAAUUACAAAACAAGAGGACGCCAAUCCAAGACCGAAAGAGUGCGCUGGAAAGACAUGUGAAGGAAAAGGAAGACAUGUACCUAAAGACAAAAUCAAAGCACAUCGAGUACCCCUCCUUAUCAGACACGCAGGAGAAUAAUCUUCGACGGUCGAGACAGGAACUGAAGCAGCUCGAAGAGGAAUUAGGAACGAUUGACCAAGAGCUAUCGCACACGUGCAACUGCUUUGCUGCGUCUCUGCUCAAAUCUCUUCCCGAAAUGCGGAAGAAUGAUAACACCUCUGCCCUUUCCAACCUCGAAAGCCGUUGCGACAAGAUGGAGAAAGAGCUGGAGGAAACACUCAAAGCCCAUGAAUCUACCGGAGAAAACCAAUUUCAGCUGAAGCUCGAGGAUGAAUUCACAGCUUACAAAGCGGAGUUGGAGAAACAGGCUGAACAGAGGCUUCAGGAGGUCUGUGAGGCACUACGAUUGGAGUUGCGAGAUGAGCUAAAACUGGGUCUCGAAGCGCAUCGAGCUAUGUUGGACGCACAGGCUGAAAAGAAGCUUGAAGAGAGCCGCCAGGCACUAAGAGCGGAGCUGCGGGACGAAUUCAAACAAAGACUCGAAAUGCAUCAAGCCGAAUUAGACGCACAUGCCGAGGAGAAGCUUGAGGAGAGCCGUCAGGCGCUGCGAGUGGAGUUUGCAAAAAGUCUGGACGACCACAGAAUUCAGCUGGCUAAUCAGUUCGAAGAGAGGUUAGGGCAGAUGCAUAAGAGGCGUCAAGCGGAGGUGGAUACGCAGCCUCAACAAAGACCCGGAGCUGGAGAGGAGCUCCAGGUUCGGGUAGCAGAGAUUUUUGACCAACUAGCCAGACUUGGCAAGAAAAUAAAGGAAGUUGAAGACGAUCAGGAGGACUUCUCAUCAGUCAGGGGCAGCCUCGAAAGUUUCAAGGCUAAACUAAAAGAAUAUUCGGAACAAGCAAACGCGAUGGAAAAUACUCUGCACAAUCUGCAAGACGGUUUCUCAUUGGCCAGGGGCAGUUUCGAGUCCCGACUAAACGCCUUUGAAAAAUCCAGCACAGAGCGUUCAGAACAAAUAAAAACGAUGCAAAAUAUAUUACGAGGUUGUGGAAACGGCGUCGAACUUAUGAUAACCAAUAUCAUCAAUCGAAUUGGCGUUGCGCUCGACAAGGCGAACGACAGAAUCACCGCUUUGGAGCGAAUCCCAGCACAAAGGUCUGGAGUUGUGCAAGAAGUUGGUUCUCGCAUUUCGGGCGAGGCAAACCGCCAGAUUCAAGAGGGAUUCUUUGUGCAUCAUCAAAAGUUGAUCACCGAUAUGGACAAAAAGUAUAGUAACUUCGUCAGGGACGUCAACGACAGGCACGAGCAGCUGGAAAAGACCUUCGAAGAGAAACACAUAUCUUUGGUCAAAACGAUUGAGGAAAAUUACAGCAAUUUAAGCAAUAUUUGCUGGGGGCUGGAGGACCAAUACCAAAACGUCAACUCCAAAGAUCUCUUCCAACGAAUAAUUGCCGAAGCCAGCAACAUGUUGCCCAACAGUGUGGGCAACCUGAGCACAGAAGUAAACAUUUUGAACGUCAGGCUUGCCAGGAUUGAGCAGCAGUUGGUGAAUGAGGAUAGACCAGACCAGAGAUUGCGCAAGCGACAACGGACGACCGACGAGUAG